AUGCAUUUUACAAAUUUUGCCGCUUCCACCACCUUUAUCGCUAGAGAAUUGGGUGAAAAUGAGACUGAUCAUGUUGGCCUGCUGGCCUUCAAGUCAAAGAUAAGUGGUGACCCUCAUGGGGUCCUGAACUCAUGGAAUGAUUCUCGCCAUUUCUGUGAAUGGGAGGGCGUUACAUGUAGUCGCAGGCAUAAAAGAGUCACGGUCCUAGACCUAAGGGUAAGAGCCUUGUUCGGAUCCUUGUCCCCCCACAUUGGCAACCUCAGCUUCCUGAGGGAGAUCAAACUCUCAGGAAACGAAAUUCAAGGUGAAAUCCCAGGCGAAGUUGGCCGGCUAUUCAGAUUAGAAGUUCUACUUCUCGGCAAUAACUCACUUGUAGGGAAUAUUCCUGCCAACUUGUCCCGUUGUUCCAGGCUCAGAGAACUAUAUGUGGGACGCAACGAGCUGACAGGGAAAAUUCCAAUGGAGUUAGCGUCUUUGUUCAACCUGAAAGAAUUAGGUACACACUGGAACAAUCUGAUAGGAGGCAUCCCCCCUUUUCUUGGGAACCUUACCUCCCUUGAAGCGUUAUCUAUAUCUUACAACAAUUUCGGAGGAAAUAUUCCAGAUUCAUUGGGUCGAUUGAAGAAAUUAACAUCUCUGGGACUUGGCGGAAGCAACCUCUCCGGUACAAUUCCUCCUUCCAUUUUCAAUCUUUCCUUGCUUGCUAAUUUUACUGUGUCUGAGAAUCAACUUCAUGGAAGUCUUCCAUCAAAUUUAGGCCUUGCUCUUCCCCAUCUCAAAUUUUUUCAAAUCUCACAAAACUUAUUUUCCGGAUCCAUUCCAAUGUCUUUAUCCAAUGCUUCUAAACUCGAAUUUAUUGAAAUGUAUGAUAACAAUUUCUCUGGAAAACUGUCAGUUGAUUUUGGAGCAAUGCAACACCUUUCAUACCUUAAUGUAGGCAACAAUAAUUUAGGAAGUGGGGAAGCUGAUGAGAUGAGUUUUAUCAGUUCUUUGGCCAACUGUAGCAGUUUGUAUAGUUUGACUUUAGCUGUAAACCAAUUCAGAGCAACAUUGCCUCAUUCAUUAGUUAAUCUUUCUACUCAUCUCCAACAGUUAAUUAUUAAUAGGAAUCAGCUGUAUGGAAGCAUCCCUUCAGGGAUAGGUAAUCUUGUUAGCUUAUAUUUAUUGGGUAUGGAGCGUAACCAAUUUACAGGCACAAUUCCCAAAGAAAUAGGUAAGCUUCAGAACUUACAAUGGAUGGCUCUUAGUGACAACCAGCUCUCAGGGGAAAUUCCUUCUUCUCUGGGAAACGUGUCGGAAUUGGUUGAACUUCUCUUGAACAAUAACAAGUUAUCAGGAAUCAUCCCUUCUAGUCUAGGACAACUGAAACGGUUGUAUAGUUUGAAUCUUUUCCACAAUGAUCUUCGUGGAACUAUACCCAUAGAGAUUUUCAAUAAAUUGAGUCUGUCACUCUCACUAAAUCUAUCCCAAAACCAUUUGGUCGGAUCUAUACCUCCAAACGUUGGUAAUCUGAAAGAUUUAACAGGAUUUGAUGUGUCUGACAAUAACUUGUCCGGAGAGAUUCCAAGUGAACUUGGUUAUUGUUCUAAUCUUGAAAAGCUUUACAUGAAGGGCAACUUCUUCCAUGGAUCCAUUCCAUCAUCAAUGAGUUCUUUGAGAGGUAUUCGAGAGAUAGAUCUUUCUCAAAACAAUUUGUCUGGUCAAAUUCCAAAAUUCUUGGAGACUCUGUCCUUGGAGAAUCUUGAUUUAUCCUUCAAUGACUUAGAAGGUGAAGUGCCAGUGAAAGGAGUUUUCGGAAAUGCGAGUGCAAUAUCUAUUACUGGAAAUAGUGAUAGACUUUGCGGGGGCAUAGCCGAACUGCAACUGCCCAAAUGCACCAACAACAACUCAAAGAAAGAAAAUAUCUCUCAGAAACUCAAAAUAAUAAUCUCAACCACAAGUGCCCUUUUCGGAUUAGCCAUGGCUUCUUAA
Molecule: messenger RNA, 1971 nt
Organism: Pistacia vera
Lineage: Eukaryota; Viridiplantae; Streptophyta; Magnoliopsida; Sapindales; Anacardiaceae
Product: probable LRR receptor-like serine/threonine-protein kinase At3g47570
Exons: 2
Coding region: 1-1971 (656 amino acids)
Molecular function (GO): protein binding
Source: RefSeq, a predicted model, not a curated record